Molecule: messenger RNA, 1923 nt
Organism: Saprolegnia parasitica CBS 223.65
Lineage: Eukaryota; Oomycota; Saprolegniomycetes; Saprolegniales; Saprolegniaceae
Exons: 1
Coding region: 1-1923 (640 amino acids)
Source: RefSeq, a predicted model, not a curated record
AUGGACUUGCCCGUGCUCCCCGACGGUCCAUUCCACAGCGUCGUCGUCCCGAUCAAGUCGCGUCUCGGUCCUCCCAAAGGCGCGUUCUUUCAAGCCGGCGUGCGUCUCAUAGGCCUCGUGAUCAUUGGUCUUGUCGCGACCGACACGAUUCUCAACAACUGGGCCGUGAACGACUACCUCGGGAACGCAUACCGCUUCCUCACGCCAAUUACAGGCAUGCGAUCGGUCACCGACUUGGAUGCUACGUACACGUUCCUGCGCGGCGCGGCGCCCGCCGACAUUUCCCGCAUCGGCAACUGGAUGGUCAACUAUACCAUGGAGGCCCUCGCGACCAAGAGCAGCGACGUCUACCUCGUGUGGGGCGGCGUCUUUACAAUGACGCCAGCGAUCGACUUGUGCCGCGCAUUUCAAGGCGAGUAUGUGCUCCCGACGCUCAUCAAGCGCCGGCUGGGCCUCGCCAGCAACACAGUCACAUUCUUCCGCGGCUCGGCGCUCACCCACAUAUUUACGGACGAUGGCGCCGUCAACUUGGCGAAUGGCAGCAUGUCCAUCAGCGAUCUCAACGCGCUUGGGUACACGGCGGGUCGGCACCUCGUGGACCUCCGUCUCACGACCGAGACGACGUUUGCCAACAGCUCGACGCCAAAUUCGCAGCUACUCGAUUUUUUCCGCCUGAGUCCGAAAUCGUACUGCACCGGGUGCACUCCGAUCGCGGAGAUUGGGUACGGCACGUGCAACAUCACAAGUGUUUACGACGCGAGUCGGCAAGUGCUUAAUAUCACGACCGCGUCCAACCUCUUGGGCGCCGACUACCACCUCGGCAUGAUGCUGCCCCACACGAGCUUUUCGACCGCGUCGCACUAUGUGAAAGCGAUCGCCAUCCUCUUUGCGCUUGGCGGGUACUUGGCCAGUCGCCGCACGGUGCAGUGGCAAGAAGCGAAUGGCGCCUUGUCCGACUCGAUUUUUGCAAAGCUUGUGCGCAUGAUUUCGCCCAAGUGCUUUCCGUACCCGAGUGUGGCCCUCCGCUUUGACAUGUUUUGCUACAAUUCCGACGCGUUUGUCUUUUUGUUUGCGACCAGCGUCGUCCUCGACAUGGGCAACUGCCUCUUGUUUCUACGGCACAUUUCCGCGUACGCCGACCCUGCGCCAAAGUGGACGCAUACGUUUCAAAUGUAUGCGCUCACGACGCGCAUGCUCUGGUUCAACUGCGCGUGCCUCAAGCUGCUCAAGAUCGCGUGGAGCAUCGUCAGCACCGCGACGUUCAACGGCGAGAGCGUCCUCAUGGGCUACUUGAAUUGGACCAAUGUCACGUCGCUCUACGUGAGCGCGAUCGUGCUCGCGUAUAUUCCGACGUACAUUGACUAUAGCAACAGCGUCGCCGUCGACGUCGACCACGCGGCUUCGAACCUCGACACUCUCUUUGUUAAUGCGCUCGACGGCUACUACCUCCGCACCACGCCGGCGAUCGCGAUCGGCGUUUUGGUCAACGUCCUCGUCGUCACGCUGCUCGACCAAGUGUGGCACCGCGCGAGGUGGCGGCAGCUGGCGCAAAACUCGCUCGCGCGCCAAGCCAUCUUCAACAGCAGCUCGAUCGUGUGCGACUACCUGCACGGCAUUCAAGUUGACGGCGAUGGCGCCACGAUUCUGAUCUGCAGGGCGCGCCGCCUCAGCACGCUCCAGUGGUUUUUCAUGAGCCACUUGAUCUGCUUUGGCCUCCCCGAGAAGCAGCUGCGGCUCAAGAAACGCAUGCUGCAGUCGUCGGCGACCACCAAAGACGAGUCGAGCGCUGGGGGCGAAGCCAAGUGUAUGGUCCUCCAAGACUCGGACCGCAACGUGCACCUGGUCGAUAGCACCUUUUCCGACGUGACCGCGCUCGUGUACAACAUCAAGGUGCUCAAGGACACGACCGUGACGAUUCAGUAA